This is a messenger RNA of Paramecium tetraurelia, 2697 nucleotides long. RefSeq lists its product as uncharacterized. Lineage: Eukaryota; Ciliophora; Oligohymenophorea; Peniculida; Parameciidae. The record is from RefSeq and is a predicted model, not a curated record. Gene Ontology annotation, biological process: phosphorelay signal transduction system. The transcript is spliced from 2 exons. Gene Ontology annotation, molecular function: phosphorelay sensor kinase activity.
AUGCAAUUAAAUUGGAAAUUAAUUUAGUACUAUUCAACAAACACUAUCAAUGUUGCUAUCGGACUGCUUUUAUAUUUAUAUGAUGUUAGUUUAAUAUUUUCACUUGUACUACUUAUUUUGAAUGGAAUAGUAUUGUUACUCAGCAUAUUGAUCAUUCAAAAACAAAAAAAGUUGAUUCCAAAAAAAUACUUUCAACAAUUUAUGAAUCUUACUCUAAGUGUUCAUAUAUCGUAUUGCUGUUUUUUAGAUAAGGAUUUAGCUAGAAUAACUUAUAUUUUAUUGAAAGCAUUAGAAAUAUAAAUGGUCAAAAAAUAAUCAAUAAUAAAAUCCUUAUUAUUGCAUCUUGCUUACAAUAUUUUAUUCUUUAUCUUAUUCAUAAUCCACAAGGAAAAUGCAAUCUCGUAUGUUGUCACAGUUUAUUGUACUCUAUUGCUAAUUAAGAUAAAGUACUCUUCGAUAAAUCAAGAAAAUUAAGAAUUCGAAUUGCCAGCACAAAUGACAAAACCCACACAAAGAAACUCUGAAAUUAUCAAUUUAAUAUAAGAUUCAAUAAGCAAUUCUUGGUUGAUUCGAUUACAAAAUAUACCAGUGGGCAUUAUGAUAGUUAAAAAGAAUAAUCUUUAAAUCAUGUUCUAAAACCAGUCUCUGCUUUAAAUGUUUGACGGCAUUAAGGACAUACCCAAAUUUCUAAUGAACGAAUUACAAUUCAAACUUCAAAUCAAAAGAAAGAGGAAAUAAGUUAAAGAGACAAGUAUUAAACUACCGAAGCAAUCUCCUAAACAAUACAACAGUAUUCCGUAGUUUUUUAGUUGCAACAAGGUGCCCAGUGUUUAGAGACUUCCUAACACUUUAAAUGAAAUAUUGGUGGAAUUAUAAAAUGGCAAUCUGGAUUAAUUUUAUUCAAAGGAAAACAAUCUAGAACUUUUAGCUUAAUUGUCAAAAUCCAAGUAUUCAUCCUUUCAGGAGGAAGACUAUACAAGAUAGAUCUAAUGCAAGAUAUUUUGCGGUUAGAACGAUAAUGAAUACUUGAUCAUAAUGGAUGAUAUCUCACUGCAAAGCUACUUAUAGAAGUUGGAGACUAGGGAGAAAUUCUAAGUCAGAAUUAUUGAUUCCUUCUCCCAUGAAUUGAGAACUCCAUUGAAUAGCGCCAAAUUAUUUUUAGAUGGCCUUAUUAAUGAUCCAAGCAUCAACGAGAAUCACAAAUAUAAUUUUAUCUAUCCUGCUUCCAAUGCCCUGAAGUUAUAAGCUUAUUUAAUUAGGGAUAUUAUAGAUUUUAUCUAAUUCCAUUCACAAAUUAUCAAAUAUAAGUUUGAAGAAUUUAAUUUUGAAGAUAUAGUCUAAGAAGUAAAUGAUUUAUUUAGACCAAUACUCUAAAUGAAAUACCUUGGAUUACACAUCAUUGUAAAAAACACUGUCCCUCCAUUAAUCUACUCAGAUUUCGAUAGAAUCAUGCAGAUCUUAGUCAAUUUAAUCUCAAAUUCAAUCAAAUUUUCUGAGAGAGGAUUGAUUACCUUAGAAAUAUCAUGCUAUGAUUCAACUCUAACCUUUUGUGUUAAGGAUCAAGGUGUUGGGAUAGAAAGUGAUUAGUUGCAAAAAAUCUAAGAGUUCUUAAAGUCCUUUAAUCAAAACAGAGAUUUUUCAUGUCAUGAUGAGUGGUAAGGUUUGGGAUUACUUGUCAGCCAAAUGAAUUUGUUCAAGUUAGCCCCGUUAAACAAAACCUAUUUGAAAAUAAACUCUACUGGCUUAGGCGAAGGUACUUAAGUCACCUUUAAAAUUAGGACAACUUAAACUUCAAAUACUCAAAUAUUAGGAACUACUAUCAAAAGGUAGAGUUUAAGAACUGCAUAUACAGUCCCUGAUCUCUGUAUGGGAAUUUAAGGGAUCUUAAUAAUUAAUAAUCCUAAAACGGAUGAUUUGAUGAUUGAUAAAAAGCUUUAAUAGAUUCCGAUUAGACAUCAUUCUUCAAUUGCUAAUUAUUUUCGCCCUUAAUAAUCCACAGGGUUGUUAAAUUAGUAUGUGUAACCAGAAACAGAUCUUUAAGAUGAGGACACUCAAAGAGGAAAUCUUUAAGGCAAUGUAAUAAAGUUGAAUAGCUCAGCCAAAAUAUUCUAUACCUUUAUCAAUAAUAAAGAAUUAAGGGAAAAAUCUAUUAAAAGAAGAAAAAAGUCCUCAUUUAGUAUUUCAGAAAUUGAUAUAUAAUCAAGCAAACGACCAAACACAUUAAUCUCAAGACUUAUUUAAAGGGAGGAACAAGAAAUAGAAAUGGAAGAGAAGUUUGACAACUUAUAAUUCCCUUGUUAAUGUGCUAGAAUUUUAUCAGUAGAUGAUGAUCUCUUCAAUCAAAAAGCAUUAUAAGUGAUAAUUGGCCAAAUGGGAUUUAGAUUAUUAAUAGCAUAUAAUGGUUAUUAGGCUGUUGAAUUAAUAUAAAACACUGAAAAAUGCUCUGAAUCAUGUAAGUUGUUCCACUUUAUUUUGAUGGACUGCUAGAUGCCCAUUAUGGAUGGGUGGACAACCACAAAAGUCCUAAUGGAUCUCAUUAGAGAUAAGCAGGUUCCAGAUAUCCCCAUAAUAGGUUUGACUGCAUUUAAUUCAACAGAAGAUAUCAAUAGAUGCUUUGAGGUUGGUAUGAGAGAUGUAUUGACGAAACCUUUAAAUAUUAAUUAGCUAAAGCAAGCAUUACUAAAAUUAUUUAAUUGA